Molecule: messenger RNA, 3026 nt
Organism: Ictalurus furcatus (blue catfish)
Lineage: Eukaryota; Metazoa; Chordata; Actinopteri; Siluriformes; Ictaluridae
Gene: wee2
Product: WEE2 oocyte meiosis inhibiting kinase
Exons: 13
Coding region: 10-1644 (544 amino acids)
Biological process (GO): protein phosphorylation; regulation of meiosis I; mitotic cell cycle
Cellular component (GO): nucleus
Molecular function (GO): non-membrane spanning protein tyrosine kinase activity; ATP binding; magnesium ion binding
Source: RefSeq, a predicted model, not a curated record
UGGUUAGGGAUGGCAGCAGCAAAUGAGAAAUCGGUGCAGCAGCAUUUGUACUUCUCGAGCUGUGGCGAGGAGGACAGUAGCGACAGCAGUGUGGAGGACUGGGUGCCCGUAAGUGUGUCGCUAAGAAGUCCGUCCUCUUCCUGCCGAACCCCAAGAGUGCAGCACCACCGCACAAGGAGUAACACCGUCUCACCAGCUGCGCCCUCCUCAUCAAUCCCUUAUGCUGCCUGGAGGAAGUUGAGGCUCUGUGAUUCCCCCAGUACACCGAAGAGCCUGCUAUCCAAGUCAGCGCUGCCUUACUCGAGCAGCAAGCCAUGUCGCACCCAGAGAGUCCUGUGCCGGCCUGCUCUGUCUGCCCAAGCACCCUCAGUCAAUGUUAACCCUUUCACACCAGAUACAGUGAGGAGAAACAGUGAGCAUUAUAAGAGGAAGAAUUGUAGAAGUGAUGGUGAUGAUGAUGAUGAUGAUGAUGGGCACAGGUCAAAGGAAACUCAAACGUCAUCUGAAGAUGAAUGCUAUUUUCUUCCAUCAAAGAGACCAGCAGUACCAGCCCUCAUGCUGUCACGUUAUGAGAGUGAGUUCCUGGAACUGGGCCGGAUCGGUGUGGGAGAGUUUGGUGCUGUGUAUCACUGCGUAAAGAGGCUGGAUGGCUGCAUGUACGCCAUCAAACGUUUGCGCAGGCCACUUGCAGGUUCUGCCAAUGAACAGCUGGCCUUAAAAGAGGUAUAUGCACAUGCUGUGCUGGGACAUCACCCACACGUUGUGCGCUACUACUCGGCUUGGGCAGAAGAUGACCAUAUGAUCAUUCAAAAUGAGUACUGUGAUGGUGGAAGCCUCCAUGAUGUCAUAAUGGAGAAAGAAGAACUGGGUGAGAUCUUUCAGGAGCCAGAGCUGAGGGAUCUGCUGCUUCAGGUCUCACUGGGACUCAAGUACAUCCACAUGUUAGGCCUGGUCCAUCUAGACAUCAAACCCAGUAAUAUAUUCAUCAGCCAUCAGCCUGGCUCCAGUGCUGGUGGAACAGGAGACAGCGAAGAGGAAGAUGAUGGGCACACUUCAUCAGGGGUAGUUUAUAAAAUUGGGGAUCUUGGUCACGUGACCUCCAUCUCAAGUCCUCAGGUGGAGGAAGGGGACAGCCGCUUCCUAGCAUGUGAAGUUUUGCGAGAGGAUUAUGCACAUCUACCCAAGGCGGAUAUCUUUGCCCUGAGCCUGACAGUGCUGUUAGCAGCUGGCGCUCCACCGCUGCCUCAGAAUGGAGAUGAGUGGCACCACCUCAGGCAGGCUCACUUGCCUCGCCUGCCCCACGAAUUAACACCAGCCUUAGGAAAUCUUCUACAGAUGAUGUUGGACCCUGAUCCGGCUAUGAGGCCGACUGCAUCUGCAUUGUGCAGGCACCCUGUGCUGCGCAGAGAAAGAACUGGAAAACUGGCUGCACAGCUGCGCAGAGAACUCAAUGUGGAGAAGUUCAGGACAGCAGUGCUUGAAAGAGAACUCCAGGAGGCUCGGUUAGCUGCUGUCUCACCUCAGCAACCUGCUCUCACCACAGGGCAUACAACCUCACAGGCUGGCUCGCUUCCUAGACCAGGACGGAGGCUGGUGGGGCGAAACACUGCUCGAUCCAUGAGCUUUGGAUGCCUGGGACACUGAACUUUUUUACUUAAUGUUUAACUUGUCUGGAGAUGCUUUGAGUUUUAUUCCCCCCCCCAAUGUGUGAAUGUCUCCAGAUUGUUACUUAGUGGAAGUCGGUCUUUUAAUUGACUUGGAUUUUAUCCUUGUAAAUAAAGUUUUUAAAUGCUUUAAUCGUAUGUUGCCUUGCCUGUCAUUCUCUAGAAACACUAUACAUUUGACUGUAGUCUGUACUGCUUGCUUAUCUUGCAUGUGCAGUGUCACUAGGGGAACUCCAACGGACAGUGUUCCUUCACAAAAGUCUUGUCUGAACAAGGUUUAGCUUCUGUUUAUCAUAAGGGCGAGGAAACAAAUAGGGACUUUCCAGCAUUUUCUAAAAUAGCCAUGCGGUUCCUACUGAGACACUCUGCAAGAGUCUUGUUUUGGUGGACACCUGGGCCAGGUAUUUAACAUUCUAGUUGCGUCAAUCAGUGCAAUUUUAGACCUGAGAUUUAUUUUUUUAAUUUUUUUUUUUUUAAAAGCUAUUGUCUAUCAAGACUGUUCUCUAGCUAUAGUCUUUCCCCUAAUUCUAGAAAAACUGACUUUCCGGCAAUGGCUGAAGAAGUUCGAGGGUCUGCAAAAAUUUCCGCCAUUCAUAACCAUGGCCACUUUCCUUUUGUAAAAAUACAUAUUCUGAAGGGUGGUCACUUUUCAAACGGUAUAAAACCACCUCAUCAAAUUUAAAUAAAUAAAAUACUACACGUCUCCAUUUGGAGGUGUGGAGAUCCACUUUUAAUCAAGUCGGCAUAUACGCCUGGACGAUGUACCACAAUACCCGAAACUGAUCUGUCUCGAGCUCCGCCCACGACACUUCCACUUGUAAAAAUGCGUAUUCUGAGGGGUGAUCCGUUUUCAAAGGGAAUAGAAACCGCCUCGUCUAAUUGUAAAAUCUAUCGCAGCUUUUAGAUUCUAAUUCUGUACCAAAGUAAUUCCAAUGAUGUCUUAAUGUAGCACUUUACAAACGCUAAAUAAAUUUAACUUUACACAUAUAUGAAACUGUACACCCCCAUCGUGGAAUGUUUACAUCGCCCAUGCACUUUCCUUUUGCUGUUCGUGAAACUACAAGGCGGCGAUAUAAAUUUGUCGCGGGAGAGAGAGAGCGAUGAAGAUAAAUAAACGAUGUGUUGCUCGCACUCUGAUAAGUUUCCUCGAGUUAUGAAUGAAUGAAAGGCAGUAACCCCCUGCUGCGGUGCUACAGGACCAGUGAUAAGCCUGUGAUUUAGUGACUUAAUAAAUAAGUGGAGCGUCUUGAACGGUUGCAUCCAGAGGGAAGCAGUCACAUAAUCCUCCUCGAGGGGUUUGAAGUAUAAUUUGAGCCACCUUUUGAUUGGUAUGCUUGUAGGUGAGCGGUGGAUUGAUUAGAG